This is a messenger RNA of Postia placenta MAD-698-R-SB12, 1236 nucleotides long. RefSeq lists its product as hypothetical. Lineage: Eukaryota; Fungi; Basidiomycota; Agaricomycetes; Polyporales; Adustoporiaceae. The record is from RefSeq and is a predicted model, not a curated record. The transcript is spliced from 3 exons. The coding region runs from base 1 to 1236 and encodes 411 amino acids.
AUGAGACCGCGGGGCCAUGCUCAUGGCCAGGAUGCCGAGAUCCAUGCGCAAUGGCAACGGCAUGUUUCGAGCUCGGAUGCCCGGGCAGCGGAACACAUCCCAAGCGAGGUCAUCGUCAUCAUCACUGUAGCCACGGGCUUCCCAGAUUCCCGUCGGACCGGCAAGCCGCACACGGCACCACCAAGUGAACGUCGACCACGCACGCGCGCACGCCAGCAGCAGCAGCAGCAGCAGCAGCGUUGCCAUGGCGUGUGCGGAAGGCCGGCGGCGCCACAGAUACAGACACAGCGCGCGUCGCGCCACUCGCCACUCUGCGUGGCUGCUGCUGCUGCGUGUGUCUUUCGCGUCCUGGUCCUCGUCCUGGUCCCGCGCAGAGGGCGCCGCGGCGUGCGUGCGCCCGUCCGCCCGGAGGAGAACCGCGCGGUGCGUGCGACGGCCGACGGUGCCGCGGCUUGGUACGCCCGCCCCCCUCCCCAAGCGGGGCUGGACGCCGUCGAGGUAGAUCCUAUUCCUGUCGACGCCGCGACGUUAGCUUCAUUCUCCGAUACCCAGCUACGGAGGCUUCGUCGAGAGGAGCCAGCCCGGACGGGCCGAGAAGCACGUUGGGGGCCAGGAAAGAGGGGGGGGGAGGACGGAGUCUGUGGUUGUGAAGGUUACGGCAACAGCAUCUCGUCGCUCCCCCUUAGCCCCUUGGGCACUGAGAACCUUCCUCCGUGGACCCUUGCUGGCGCGCAGGGCGAGCUCAGUGCGCCGAGAGGCCGGCGGGACCCUCCCGGUCAAGGCAGCCGCCCGCCGCCCCCGCCCACCGCGGACCCUUACCUUCCCUUUCCCUUGCCCCUUUCCCCCGCAUGUCAUCGUCAGCGCCGGGGGUCCCCGAUGUACUACAGCCCCGCUGCUAUGCGCGACCCAGCGGCUCUGGGAGCAGACGCAGAAAGGAGGAGAGGAGACCAGCGGAACCUUGGUCCACAUGCGCGCAGGACGCCUGGCCAGCCGAUGCGGGGCAGGCAGUCAUAUCAGCGUCCCGACGCGAGCCCUCCCUCGGACGAGGCCGCCAGACUCGCACCCUGUGCACAUAUAUGUAUAUACACACACACCAUGUAUGCCAUGACAGGGUCCAAGCCUAUCACCACCGCCAAGCACGGAGCCGCCUGGCGUCUGGGGUCUGGGGUCUGGGGUCUGGGCGAGGCUCGGACACUAGCACCGGCACCACCCCCGCGCAUGUGGCCAUCUGCAUGA